Monoraphidium neglectum is the source of this 1380-nucleotide messenger RNA. RefSeq lists its product as hypothetical. Lineage: Eukaryota; Viridiplantae; Chlorophyta; Chlorophyceae; Sphaeropleales; Selenastraceae. The transcript has 3 exons. Bases 1 to 1380 code for a protein of 459 amino acids. The record is from RefSeq and is a predicted model, not a curated record.
AUGGCCGUCUCGCCGCGCGCCGACCCGGACUGGGGCAGCUGGCUGUGGCAGCCCAGCGUGCCCCCGCCGCGGCUGCGGCUUCAACCCUCAGGCUCGCUCAGCGCCAACCAGGGGACCGCCGCGGCUGCCGCCGCCGCCGCGGCCGUGGCGGAGGCGGCGGCCUCCGCGGGGGCGCAGGCUGCGGCGGCGGCAGAGGUGGCAACUUGGUCCCAGCCUGAGGGGCCCGGGAAGGGCGGCGGCGAUGCCAAUUUUACAGGCCAGGCGCCACCGGGCCGCCCGUUGUUUGAGGGCCAGCACACGCCGCCGCCUGGGCAGCUGCGGCGGCAGCUGCGGGACCAGCAGCAGCAGCAGCAGCAGCAGCAGCAGCAGCAGCAGCAGCAGCAGCAGCAGCAGCAGCACAAGGCGACGCAAGCAGCAGUGCGUCAGGAGGACGAGGUGCAGCAGCAGGCGCAGGUACCCUUGAAGCUCAUGCCAGGCACCAAGCUUUCAAUGGCGCCGCCAUCCGCGCAGUCCCCCAAGCAGCCAUCCAAGCUGUGCCUGCCGGCUGCUUCCCUGCAGCCCACGGCAGCGGCCUCCGCUCUGCAGCAGCAGCAACAGAAGAAGGCCUCGGUUUCGCAGCAGGCCCCGGCGCAGCCCCUGCUUCUGCGGCAAGAACCACCACAGCUGCAGGAAGUGCCCUACAAGCAAGAGCAGCAGCAGCAGCAGCAGCAGCAGCAGCAGCAGCAGCAGCAGCAGCAGCAGCAGCGUGGCCCGGCGCCCGGCACUCUGUUGUGGGGCAAGAUGUCGCUCUUCCCGUGGUGGCCCUGCCUGGCGCUGGCAUCGGACGACGCCGCGAUCCCCGCGCCCGCGCGGGAGGCAGCUGGCGGCGGCUGCCCCGCGCUUCGCGUGCCGGUCAGGUUUUUCGGGCCUGGCGCAGAGGUGUCGUACCUGGAGCCGCGAAACCUGUCCCCGUGGGACCACCCGCAAUCCGCGGAGCGCGCCGCCCGCUCCAAGGCCGCCGCCUUCGUGCGCGCCGUGGCCGAGGCUCGCGCGUACGCGGACAGGGACGUGCUGCCAGAGGCGUUUUCUGCGCCUGCAGACGAGCUGUAUGGCGCGGCGCCGCCGCAGCAGCCGCAGCCGCCUCCGGCGUUGGCGGUGCAGCGGGAGGAGCAGCACUCGCCGUCAAGCCCGCGGCAGCAGCAGGGGCACGGGGAGCGGAAGGCGGGCCGCAGGCACAAGGCGGGCGCCGCGGCACGCGCGCCGAUCAAGGGGGCGCCAGGGCCAAGCGCGGCGCGCGCCACGGCCACGGGCAGCCGCAGCCGCGGCGGCAAGCACGGCACCGGCGGUCCGCUCGCGACUCGGCGCGCGCAGGCCGCCGGCAAGCCGCCGCUCAAAUCAUAG